Molecule: messenger RNA, 2545 nt
Organism: Dendrobium catenatum
Lineage: Eukaryota; Viridiplantae; Streptophyta; Magnoliopsida; Asparagales; Orchidaceae
Product: actin-related protein 5
Exons: 12
Coding region: 123-2276 (717 amino acids)
Biological process (GO): regulation of DNA-templated transcription
Cellular component (GO): cytoplasm; Ino80 complex
Source: RefSeq, a predicted model, not a curated record
AGCAUAUAGCACCAGCAACCUCAAGUCAAGUCUCAGACGUCUGAGCCGGCCUGUCGUGGAGUCCUCCAUCUCUUUGAGAAAAGCUGUGAAAUUUUCCAUACGACAGCAGCUGGAGAGUACUCAUGCCUUCAUUAGCUACGCGGCCGGAGCGGCAAACGGAUUACCGCCGCUUUUCCCCGGCGAUCCCCAUCAUUAUCGACAAUGGCGGCUUCAACUUCCGGAUUGGAUGGGCGGGAGAAUCAGAUCCCCGCAUCACCUUCCGCAAUCUCGUCUAUCGGCCACGCCACAAGGCAACAGGAGAAACAGUGACAAUUGUUGGUGAUCAUGAUCCUGUACUUUUGAAAUACUUUGAUUGCACACGCUCAUCUUAUCGCUCUGCCUUUGACAGCAAUGUUGUCUAUCAAUUUGAAAUAAUGGAAUAUGUCCUUGACUAUGGUUUUGACCGGUUGGGGGUUGAAGAUUCACCGGUGGAUCACCCCAUACUUAUGACAGAGUGCAUUUGCAAUCCAAUUUCUUCUAGGAGUAAAAUGGCUGAACUUCUUUUUGAGACUUAUGGGGUGCCAUCUCUUGCUUUUGGUGUAGAUGCGGCGUUCGCUUACAAGUUUAAUCAGCAACAUGGUAUUUGUAGUGAAGAUGGCCUCGCAAUUUGUUCAGGAUUUGCAACCAGCCAUGUCAUUCCAUUUGUAGAAGGGGAACCUGUUUUGGAGGCAUGCUGUAGAACAAAUGUUGGUGGAUAUCAUGUUACGGACUAUUUGAAGCAGCUUCUUUCGUUAAAUUACCCCUAUCAUAUCUCAAGCAUAACAUGGGAGAAGGCUGAGGAGCUGAAGCUGGAGCACUGCUAUGUUGCUUAUGAUUAUGCUGCAGAAUUGCAAUUAUUUCAGAAAGGGACCAAAGAAGCUGAAGAGAAAACCAGGUGCUGGCAGCUUCCUUGGAUUCCUCCUUCCCAAGAGGAUGCACCAUCGGAAGAAGAACUUGCAAGAAAGGCAGCUUUGAAAGAAAAACAAGGUCAACGAUUGCGAGAUAUAGCUGCUGCAAAGAAGUUUACUAGAAUAUCAGAACUUGAACAUAAGUUGCAUGGCCUGGAAGAUUUAGUGCAGCAGCUGGAUGAGGUGGAGGAUGAAGAGAUGUAUUCUAUUCUAUCUGUCACUGAUUACAAUUCCAAACAAGAGAUUGAAUCUGCUGUACAUAGAGUAACACAAUCCCUUCGGAAAGCUAGGGGCGAGCCGUGUGAGAGUGAGGAGAAGGUAGAUGCUUCAUUGUCUGAGAAAUAUCCUCUUAUCAGUAUUCCUGACGACAUGUUAACUCCUGAGCAGCUCAAAGAAAAGAAAAAGCAGAUAUUUCUGAAGACAACAUCGGAGGGCAGACUGCGAGCCAAGCAGAAAAAAUUUAAAGAAGAAUUGCUGCGUGAGAAACAAAAUCAAGAAGAUGAAGAAAAACGCCUAGAGAAUCCAGAGCUUUAUCUUGAACAGACACGGGUCAAAUAUAGAGAGCUUUGUGAGAGAGUUGACCAACGGAAACGUCUAAAGACAAAUGGAAAUGGUAAUUCAUCUGGUGGUGUUGGCCGUGGUGAGCGCUUGAAUUCUGUGCAGAAGGAGCGAAUGCGACUCUUGACAACUGCAGCAUUUGAUCGAGGAAAGGGUGAGGACACUUUUGGAGCUAGAGAUGAAGACUGGCAGCUUUACAAACUGAUGAGCAGAGAUAACGAUGAUGAUGAUGAUAGUCUUGAUGAGGAUGAGACGGAACUAUCUCGUGUAACAACUAGGCUCCAGGAGAUUGACCCCGAAUUUGUUGCAAAAUCUGACUUGGCGGCGCUCCAAGGAACCCUUGAGUUUACUCGGCUCCGGCCGCUAACUGCUGAGGAUUUCAAGAUUAACCUCGGCAUUGAGCGUUUUCGUUGUCCUGAAAUACUGUUUCAACCCAGUAUGGUCGGAGUUGAUCAAGCUGGUCUUGAUGAGAUGACUGGUGUUUCUCUCAGGAGGCUCUCCUCAAAGGAUGAUGCGGUCAAGAACAGAAUGUGCAAUUCCAUUGUCGUCCUUGGCGGCAGCUCUCUCUUCCCAGGUCUGGACUCUCGAUUGGAAGCAGGGAUUCGGCAAAUCCGGCCGUAUCUUUCCCCUCUUAAAGUGGUAAGGUCGUUGAAUCCAGUUUUAGAUGCCUGGAGAGGUGCAGCUGCUUAUGCUACUUCCAUGCAAUUCUCUACUCAGACAUUCAGCAUUCAAGAUUAUUAUGAGAAAGGUGAAUCUGGCCUAAAGCAAUACCAGAUCAAGUAUAGCUUAUGAUUGAUAUUUGAAUACUGUUUCUUGGUUGGUACAACCAUUUUACUUUGUUUUUUUGUUGGUAUUAUUUAUUUCAGAAAACAAAAUAGAUUGUAGCUGUAUUACACUGCUAUUUUAGUUUAAUUUUCACAUGAAUUGAUUCUGCUUUGCUUUCAGUUUAACCUUCCAGACACGAUAAGCUAAACUCUAGGUUUAAUCUUACCCUACUGUGCUCUUCGGAAAUUUGACUUUGUGUAAUAUGUAAUAUAAGAUAGAUGCAACAUUUGAAAAUC